Ochotona princeps (American pika) is the source of this 858-nucleotide messenger RNA. RefSeq names its product pleckstrin homology domain containing B1 (gene PLEKHB1). Gene Ontology annotation, cellular component: membrane. The coding region runs from base 36 to 767 and encodes 243 amino acids. NCBI's taxonomy places the organism in Eukaryota, Metazoa, Chordata, Mammalia, Lagomorpha, Ochotonidae. The transcript is spliced from 8 exons. Gene Ontology annotation, biological process: regulation of cell differentiation. The record is from RefSeq and is a predicted model, not a curated record.
CUGCUUGGAAAUGCUGUCCUGGCCGCCCGGGAACCAUGAGCCCCGCAACCCCGGUCUCACCCGACUCCACCCUGGAAAGUCGUCUCGAAGAAAUGGCCCUGGUGAGGGGCGGCUGGCUGUGGAGACAGAGCUCCAUCCUGCGCCGUUGGAAGCGCAACUGGUUUGCCCUGUGGCUGGAUGGGACCCUGGGCUACUACCACGACGAGACGGCCCAGGACGAAGAGGACCGCGUGCUCAUCCACUUCAACGUCCGUGACAUAAAGGUUGGCCAGGAGUGCCACGACGUGCAGCCCCCAGAGGGCCGGAGCCGAGACGGGCUGCUGACUGUGAGCCUGCGUGAGGGCGGCCGCCUGCACCUGUGUGCCGAGACCCAGGAUGACGCCAUAGCAUGGAAGACGGCGCUGAUGGAGGCCAACUCCACCCCGGCCCCGGCUGGAGCCACCAUUCCUCCCAGGAGCCGCCGGGCUUGUCCCAAGGUCUGGUGCGUGACCCGCUCAUGGAGCCCCUGUCAGGUUGAGAGGCGGAUCUGGGUGCGUGUCUACAGCCCGUACCAGGAUUACUACGAAGUGGUGCCCCCCAACGCACACGAGGCCACUUAUGUCCGCAGCUACUACGGCCCCCCCUACGCUGGUCCUGGCGUGACACACGUGAUAGUGCGGGAGGACCCCUGCUACAGCUCGGGCGCUCCACUGGCCAUGGGCAUGCUGGCUGGCGCCGCGACGGGGGCUGCGCUUGGCUCGCUCAUGUGGUCUCCGUGCUGGUUCUGAGCGCGUAGCUUGCCAGCUCUGGCCUCCUCCGGGACCCCUGCUCUGCACUACCACCCACUAGAGCCCCUUCCUCACCUAGCUCCUCCUAGGC